Rotaria sp. Silwood2 is the source of this 233-nucleotide messenger RNA. NCBI's taxonomy places the organism in Eukaryota, Metazoa, Rotifera, Eurotatoria, Philodinida, Philodinidae. The record is from the annotation of a GenBank genome assembly.
AUGAUUCCUCCAACUUCUGAUCGUGUCGAAUCAGUUACAUCAAAUGAUAAAAAUGCUCGAAUUUAUCAAGAAUCAAUAAAUAGAUUAAGAAAAAUAAUUGAAAAACCUGAUGAAGAACGUUUAAUGUUAAUAGAAAAUCGCUUAACAGAAUUAAAUAAUGAAUGGGAUAUUGAACGUUUAUUAGAAUUUAAUGCUUCAUCAUUAUUAAUAAUAACUGGUUUAUUAUCAUAUAU